AGGGGCGUGUGGUUCACCGUUUACUGUUUGUUUACAGGAGCCAUCGCAUCUGAUGCUGUCUGCUCUACAAAUUACUGGAAUGUUAUGACGUGGUGCAGCGCACUCAACUGAUUGAAAUUUAUGCUCUGUUCUCCGAGUUACGAUAUGAAGAAGGACAAUGAAAAUGAUCCUACUACACCAUCAAAGACAUCAUGGAUUCAAUCUUUUUUCAUUGCACUACAAGUGCUUAGUAUAAUUUUUUGUUUUGCUGCAAUAGUAUUGCAGAUCUUAAGGCAACAAUAUCAUUUAGGUCAUCAUUUAGUUCAUGAUACUAAUCAUGUCUCAAGCGAUGCAGUGCAGCAUCCAGGUGAAGAGCUCCGCAUUCUUUUGGUUGGAAAAACAGGGGUGGGGAAAAGCGCAACAGGCAACACUAUCCUCGGCAGGAAGUUGUUUACAUCUGAGAUAUCAUCCGCUUCUGUGACUGCACAGUGUGAAACAUUUCAUGCAAUGGUGAAUGGGAGAAAAAUAUCUGUCAUCGACUCUCCGGGUUUGUUUGACACCAGCUUGAGUGAAGAUGAGGUGAUUGACAGAAUCAAACUCUGUAUUCCUCUCUCUGCUCCUGGUCCACAUGUGUUCUUAGUUGUGAUUCAGUUGGGCAGAUUCACAGAUGAAGAGGCAGAUGCAGUUAAAAUCAUCCAAGAAAUUUUUGGUAAAGAGGCCUCCACAUACACCAUGGCCCUGUUCACUCAUGGAGAUCGACUGGAAGGCGAAAACAUUCACACGUUUGUGCGUAAAAAUGCAAAACUGGUCAGUUUCAUCAAAACCUGCAGUGGACGAUACCAUGUGUUUAACAACAAAGACAAGAAUCCAGAUCAGGUCAUUCAGUUGUUGGACCAGAUUGAUAAAUUGGUUACUGGAAACGGUGGGCAGCAUUACACCAGUGAGAUGCUUGAGAGGGCAGAGAAAGCAAUUGAAGAAGAAAAACAACGUAUCCUGAAAGAAAGAGAGGAGCAGAGACUCAAGGAGAUAGAAGCAAUGAGGGCAAAAGUUAGAGCUGAGGAGUUUGAAAAAAAUAUAUAAUAAAUGACUGCUAUGAAGAGGAGGCAAGACGAACUGCUGAGAGAAGCACCCAUUAUAAGAAAAUAUUUUUUUUGUGGGUCAAGAUCUAAAAUAUUUUAUAAAAGACCAUUAUUAAUUAACUGCAAAAUGUAUGUUUUGAAAUAAGAGUUAAACAGUAGGGACAACAAGCAUGUUUUUUGAAAAAAAAUUAUAACAUCAAAGCAACAGAAAAGGGGACAUCUAGUGUUGCAAGAGGAGUACGGAUGUCCACAUGGAUUUGAAUAUGUCUACGUUGGUAAUCAAAAGUUAAUUAAAAAUUUAAUUAAUGCAACUGUAGAGUAACCCCCCAUUCAGACGGCCAGCAACAAAGCAAGGCAACGUCAUUUAUUUCAAUGGAGCCUGCGACUUCCCACUCAAAGUUACUGGUUUCAACAAAAGCUAGACCACUACCUGUUGAGAGAAAGAGAGAGAGUUAGGAGUUUUUUUUAUUUGUCGGUCAAGUAUUCACAGAAGAGAUUAGUUUUAAGUAGUUUUUUGAAUGUUGUGAGAGAUGUGGUUGACCGGACCGAGUUAGGAAGAAGCAUUAUUUAUGUUUGUAAUGCAACUGCUUGUAAAUGUAUAUAUUUUUAUAUUGCAUACACAAUACUUAAUGUGCAUAAUGUUCUCUUAAUAUGCAUAUAUGUUGUUAUUUAAUAUU
This is a messenger RNA of Triplophysa dalaica, 1735 nucleotides long. RefSeq names its product GTPase IMAP family member 9-like. The record is from RefSeq and is a predicted model, not a curated record. Gene Ontology annotation, molecular function: GTP binding. The transcript is spliced from 5 exons. The coding region runs from base 121 to 1059 and encodes 312 amino acids. Lineage: Eukaryota; Metazoa; Chordata; Actinopteri; Cypriniformes; Nemacheilidae.